Messenger RNA from Oppiella nova, 222 nucleotides. NCBI's taxonomy places the organism in Eukaryota, Metazoa, Arthropoda, Arachnida, Sarcoptiformes, Oppiidae. The record is from the annotation of a GenBank genome assembly.
AUGACUUACCACAUAUCCAUGCAGUUCUCAACUAAAGACAAUGAUAACGAUAGAUGGGAUGGCAAUAACUGUGCCUCUGAACACACGGGUGGAUGGUGGUACAACCAGUGCGAGUCGGCUAAUCUUAAUGGACAAUAUUUGGCCGGAUUAUCACCUCAAGAAUACAAAGGCAUUUAUUGGUCUGAAUGGCAGGGACCCAGUUAUUCACUCAAGAAGAAUUAA